UCACCAGGCAUGACACAUUGCAUGUGAUGCAAAUGAGGGUCGUUCCGUUCUGCAACAGCUUUGCACAGGGGACGGGGGGAAAAAAAUAGAGUUAAAGUCACUGUCAAAUCACAGUUCUGAUGAAAGGUCACAGACUCUCCAAAUGAACUCAAGAGACGGUUGAUGAGAUGACAUCGCAUUCAAAUCGCGCAAAGCUAACAGCAGAGAAAGGAAGUGGCAGAUCAUGGUUGAAGUCGCUAAGGACCUGUUGGAGGUUUGGUUUCAAGAACACUGAACCCAUGGCGUCCCAAUCGCUUUGCCAUCGGAAACUCAUUGAACUGUCUUCAAAAUGGUUCUUGGAGACUUGUGCGUCGCACAUCGCUCAAAAUGGCUGCUUCCCCGCUUGGUUUGCGGGUUUCAUCGGCAGAGAGGAUGCGGAAGAAAUCCUCAAAAAAAAGGAAGAAGGUUGUUUCCUCAUCCGUAUCAGUGACAAAGCCAUCGGAUAUGUUCUUUCUUAUAGAGGCCGCGAUCGCUGUCGACACUUGGUGAUAAACCAAAGCGACACAGGACGUUUUGUCGUCCGUGGAGCCGCUGAGGAACACCACACAGUCCCGGAGCUAAUCCGCCAUUAUUCGAGGAACCCCAUUGAGCCGUUUGGAGAAUAUCUCAUAUCAUCGCGCUUUGAGGCACCUGCGGACAGGACGUACGACGUCAUUCGGCAUGUGUCGCAUAGCAAAGUGGAGAGAAACUCUGAGCAGGCGAAAAGUAAAAGAACAGUUGAGGAAGUGCCACCACUCCCAAGGAGGGUCAGACACCAUGACAAUAUUGAACCGAGUGACCCAAACAGGAUGCUGUACGCUAAGCUCAAAAAGAAACCAACCAGAGAUCUUCAUGCAAGCCAGCAACAAAUACAUAAGGAAAGCUUGCCCGGCGCUACCGCAAGAAGAACCACCACCACGCUGGAUCACAACUCCAGGAAGUGUCGUCCCCUAUCUGCACCGGAAUACUCUUUGCUUUGCUGGGCAGAUUCUGGACCGAGAGGAUCUCAAAGCGGUCACGCUAUUGAGUACCUGAACGACGAUCCUGGUUAUUUUCUGGCCGGUAUGCCCGGCAGCCCUCACACUGAAUGCAAAGAAACCAAAUUGCAUCUUCCGGAAGGUCACAGUAACUUGGUUUAUGCCGGGAUACACGCAGAAGUUUCUGACGAUGACAUCUACGAGAUCGUCCCUGGCAUAGGGAACGCGUGGGAACGUGAAAGCAGCGUGUAUGAGUCGGUGGAGGAUCUCAAUCGUUUGUUGUGGGGUAAGUAGUACGGCGUCAUCUUCAUCAAAUAAACCUACGACCGUCGCUUCCUGUCGGCGUACAAAGCAGGAUGGCAGAGGAUGACGUUCAAUCCUUUUUAUAAAAAAAAAUAAAAUAGGCAGUGCUGAAAUUCAUUCUUUGUUUAUACCAACUGAAUAUAAAUGUAUCGUCUCCAUCUAGUGGUCGGCGGUGUAAUUACACCCUAAAUAAAGCAUUAAAAAUGCGCUACGUCAUGGAGUUUGGAUGAAAUCAAGAUGUGAAUUUUCCUGAUAGUGCCACUAAUAGCAGUGUUGGGGUUUUAUUAGUAGAAUAUAUUUGUUUUUCCACAUUUACUACUAGUUUUGUAAUGGAUGACAUUUAUAUUGUACUGAAGCUGUGAAAUGAAAUGAAAUUAUUGCUUUUUUUUUAUGCCUUGCUGGGUUAAAAACAAAAUAAAAGCUCACCAAUUUAA
Messenger RNA from Syngnathus typhle (broad-nosed pipefish), 1732 nucleotides. Its product is annotated as hematopoietic SH2 domain-containing protein-like. Lineage: Eukaryota; Metazoa; Chordata; Actinopteri; Syngnathiformes; Syngnathidae. Bases 168 to 1289 code for a protein of 373 amino acids. The record is from RefSeq and is a predicted model, not a curated record. Gene Ontology annotation, cellular component: cytoplasm. The transcript has 7 exons.